CUGAAGCGCAAUUCAUCGCGGACGCGAGAAAAUCACAGCCAGGAGCUAUAUUUGACCCGGCGCUGUCGACUUGCAACGAUGCUCCUGCGGCAAGCCAGCCGCGCCGCACGCCGGUCGCCGCGGCCGCUCAGGCGCCUCAGCACCGAGAAGACGUAUGCAUCCGUAAAAGCCGGCAAUCUUCUGAACGAGGCAGCAGCAGCAACCCCAGAGAAGGGCUGGCCCUGGUACCUCAAGGCCAUAGGUGCUUCCGCCGCUUGUGCAGGCACGGGCGCCUACGUCGCGCUGCUCAUGCACCACGAACUUGGUUUUCGCCGCUUCUGCGAGAGCGUCUCUCCCUCACUGGUCGACCUCGUAAGGCAGAGGUACCCCUUCGCCGACGAGGAUCCGGAACGAAGGGCCUAUGUCCAAAAGUUGACAGAGGAGCUCGCGACACCUAGAACCGUGUCAUUCAACGGUAGACGAGUAGAGGUAGCAGGUGGAGCGUCGGCGUCAGAAUGUCGGGAAGCUUUGGGAAUAGCGUGCGACCUCGACAUCGAUAUCGAGGACGUCGAGGGUGUAGAUGAGGUGAUGGUUGCGGAGGAGGAGGUCCGACGGCCUUCCCAACUAGAAAUCGCCGUGGCGCGGUGUGGCGCGUCCGUCUGGGCGCCGCUGCCUCCCCAAGUCCCGACGGAGGGACCCACGGCGCAAAUUGAGGAGCUGGAAGCGCGGAAGCGCAAGAUCGGCGACGACCUCGCCUCCGGUGUUUUAAGGGUCGACGCGGCGCAGCCCGAGGUCGACGCCAUCGAAACUAGGUUGCGAGAGCUCCGUAAGAAAUAA
Molecule: messenger RNA, 816 nt
Organism: Pelagomonas calceolata
Lineage: Eukaryota; Pelagophyceae; Pelagomonadales; Pelagomonadaceae
Source: the annotation of a GenBank genome assembly